GUACUUGGGACAAAGAGGAAGUGGGCAGAAGAGGAAGCAACAGGCGGUGGGGAGGAGACAGGUGGGCAGGAGGAGAGGCAGCCACUGAGCCCGCCCGCGAGCGCGAGCAGGGGGCCUGCAGUCUGCGGCGGAGCCACGAUGAGCACCAGGGCAGGACCCCCAGAGUUGCAGGUUCUGGGGUUGCUGGCCAUGCUGGGACUGGGCACUGUGACGCUCACCUACCUCCUGUGGCAACUGCCCCUUCUUUCCACCGGGGGCCGAGCACACCCCCAGGGAGGACCUGCCGGGUCCUGGGGCCUUGGCUCCAGCCUGGCCUGGGAGCCCCUGGGAGGGGAGCCCCAGCAGCAGCCGCAGAAGGACUCCUGCCGCCUCAUCCUCGUGGAAAGCAUCCCCCAGGACCUCCCGUCUCUAACAGGCAGCCCGUCGGCCCAGCCCCUGGCCCAGGCCUGGCUGCAGCUGCUGGAUGCCGCCCAGGAGAGCAUCCACGUGGCCUCCUUCUACUGGUCUCUCACGGGCCCCGACAUUGGGGUCAACGACUCGUCUUCCCAGCUGGGAGAGGCCCUUCUACAGAAGCUGGAGCAGCUGCUAGACAGGAACGUUUCCUUGGCUGUGGCCACCAGCAGCCCGACGCUGGCCAGGAAGUCCACCGACCUGCAGGUCCUGGCAGCCCGAGGUGCCCAGGUGCGACGCGUGCCCCUGGGGAGGCUGACCGGUGGCGUUUUGCACUCCAAGUUCUGGGUGGUGGAUGGGCGGCAUGUCUACGUGGGCAGUGCCAACAUGGACUGGCGGUCCCUGACGCAGGUGAAGGAGCUCGGCACCAUCAUCUACAACUGCAGCCGCCUGGCCCAGGACCUGGAGAAGACCUUCCAGACCUACUGGGUGCUGGGGGCGCCAGAGGCAGUCCUCCCCAAACCCUGGCCUCGGAACUUCUCAUCCCACAUCAACCGCUUCCAGCCCCUCCGGGACCACUUUGAUGGGGUGCCCACCACGGCCUACUUCUCAGCAUCACCGCCCGCGCUCUGCCCCUCCGGCCGCACCCGGGACCUGGAUGCGUUGCUGGAGGUGAUGGGGGGCGCCCGGGAGUUCAUCUAUGCCUCGGUGAUGGAGUAUUUCCCCACAACUCGCUUCCGCCACCCCACCAGGUACUGGCCGGUGCUGGACACAGCGCUGCGGGCGGCGGCCAUCGGCAGGCAUGUGCGGGUGCGCCUGCUGGUCAGUUGCUGGCUCAACACGGACCCCAGCAUGUUCCCCUACCUGCGGUCCCUGCAGGCCCUCCGCAGCCCCGCAGCCAACGUCUCCGUGGACGUGGUGAGGACCUGCUCCCUGGCGGGACCGGGAAGCAGCCUCCCUGUCCCUGACACACCCUCUCUGCUCCCCAAGAAAGUCUUCAUCGUGCCAGUGGGGAACCACUCCAACAUCCCGUUCAGCAGGGUGAACCACAGCAAAUUCAUGGUCACAGAGAAGACGGCCUACAUCGGCACAUCCAACUGGUCAGAAGAUUAUUUUAGCAGCACCUCGGGUGUGGGCCUGGUGGUCACCCAGAGGGCCUCGGGCACCCAGCCGGGGGUGACCACUGUGCAGAAGCAGCUGCGGCAACUGUUUGAGCGAGACUGGAGCUCCCCUUACGCUGUCGGCCUGGAUGGACAAGCCCAGGGUCAGGACUGUGUUUGGCAGGGCUGAGGUCCAGCCCCUCCUGGCGGGGGGGUGGGGCCUGCUCCCCAGCCGGCCUCCCUGCGCGGCUCCCAGUCUGGACUCCAAGCAGCUCCACCCACACAAGCCCUGAUGGGGGGCAGGACUGCCCAGCGCGGGGCAGGUGCAGACCAUUUGCUCUCCCUCUGCUCUCCAAAUCCAGCCCCUCUUAAACCUCCACCUCUUCUGGGGGGUCCUCCAGAAUGUCCCUCCCUGACUCCCAUAGAGCCACAAUCCAUGCCCACAAGUGGGACCUUAAGAAAA
Molecule: messenger RNA, 1953 nt
Organism: Camelus dromedarius (Arabian camel)
Lineage: Eukaryota; Metazoa; Chordata; Mammalia; Artiodactyla; Camelidae
Gene: PLD4
Product: phospholipase D family member 4
Exons: 9
Coding region: 139-1680 (513 amino acids)
Biological process (GO): hematopoietic progenitor cell differentiation; phagocytosis
Cellular component (GO): phagocytic vesicle; trans-Golgi network membrane; nucleus
Molecular function (GO): catalytic activity
Source: RefSeq, a predicted model, not a curated record